This is a messenger RNA of Linnemannia hyalina, 2205 nucleotides long. The record is from the annotation of a GenBank genome assembly. Lineage: Eukaryota; Fungi; Mortierellomycota; Mortierellomycetes; Mortierellales; Mortierellaceae.
AUGACUGGCAACGAGAACGCAGUCCCGCAGGCUGAUCAUCUCACCGUCUUCUUUGCCUCCCAGACCGGCAAUGCGGAAUCCAUCUCUCGCAACAUCUACGAGCAGGCCCAGGAACGGGGCUUCAAGGCCUUCCACCACCCCCUCAACGACCACGCCAAGGUCGACUGGGACAAGGAGGAUUGCCUAGUCUUUGUCGUUUCAACUACCGGUGACGGAGACCCCCCAGAUAACUCAACAAAGUUCUGGCGCCACCUCCGCAAACUCAAAGGAGUCGGUCUCACCAAAGCCAAAUACACCAUCCUCGGCCUUGGAGACACAAACUACGAUAACUUUUGCCAGACAGCGAAACGUCUCGACACCCGUCUUCAGGAGCUAGGUGCAUCAUCGUUCUAUCCCCGAGGAUUGGCGGACGAUGCCACAGGCCUUGAAGAAACAGUGGAUCCAUGGAUCAAGAACCUGUGGCCUGCUCUUGCCCAUCAAGUUAUUUCAACUCCCGCAAUCCAUGAUUUGCCCCAACCUCAUUUCACGCAAGAGGAAGAAAAAGUCGUCAAGGGUUUAAUCCAGAAACAGGAGCAGGAACGCAGACAGAGCAUUACCGCCGCCACACUCGACUCGCCUAGAUUACUCUCCACAGUUAUCUCGACAACUACUGGGCAGGACCCAAUUGAGAACACUAUCAAGGACCUCAGCAAUCUCACUCUCAAUCUGCCUGCUAAUCUACCCAUUACACCCGCCGUUGGGUACAAGAUCGAUAUCGAUUUAUCAGCCAUGGCGGAUCAUUCCAACCUCACAGCUUUGCCCCGUGUUCCGAACGCCAACCUCCAGAUUGCAGACUUGGAGACCGCCGUUGCAUCUCGGGUGCCAGGCUCAGUUCCGACUUUUAUUCAGACACCGACGCCACUGCUGAUGGCGACGAUCAACAAAGUCCAAUGCUUAACGCCUUCUGAUGCGCUGAAGAGAACUCUCGCCGUUGAGUUUGGAUUCGAGGACGACGUGGACUAUGCGCCCGGCGACUCUUUUGGAAUCUGGGCCCCCAACAACGAAGCCUUGGUCCGAGGAGUUUUGUCCGCACUAAAUGUGAGCGAUGCUGCUGCUACGAAGGCGGUCAGGCUGCAUGGACAAGGCAUCCCAUCGCAUCUCCAAACAGUGGAAUCCGCCACAUUGCUGGAUAUCUUCCGUUAUGCGGUUGACUUGACUUCGCCUCCUAAGAAGGCCAACAUUAGACUGUAUGCCGAACAUGCCAACGACUUGGCUGACAAACAAAAGCUCAUGUUUAUGGCCUCCAAGCAAGGAGCCGAUCAAUUCAACGCCUUCCGUGCACAGUCGCCUACAUUCCUGGAUAUCUUGCAUACCUUCCCGUCCGUCAAUGUUCCUCUUGCGCGUAUCAUCGAGACUCUUCCACCCAUGCAGCCGAGAUAUUACUCCAUCACCAGCUCUCCAAUGAGCAAGAGUGGACACCGUCGAUGGUCUUGCGCUUUCAACGUUGUCACCUACGAUUUGUCUGGAGGUAUUCAUCGCCGCGGGGUUUGCACACCUUGGUUGGAUGAACUGGCAGGGCAAGUUCCUUUCGGAAAAGCUGUGACGACAGGAUUGACAACGCAGCGUCUACCUGUGUUCUUGAAACCUAACGAAACAAGAUUCAAUCUGCCGUCCGACACGACCAAGCCUGUUAUUAUGAUCGGUCCCGGUACGGGGGUCGCCCCUUUCAUGGGAUUUCUGGAGCACCGUGCGGAACAGAGACUUAUCAAGAAACGACUUGUCAACAUCGGAACAGGACCUCGUCAGCAUUUGGACGACCACUUUGGAGACAUGUGGCUUUUCUUUGGUUGCCGACAUCGUGAGAGGGAUUGGCUGUUCCGGGAGCAGAUGGAAUCAUACAAACGGGACGGCGUACUCACGGAACUACUGUUGGCGGUGAGUCGGGAAGAGAACGUUCCAAACAGUGCCAAAUACGUGCAGGACCUGAUGCGGAGCCAGGGCAAAAACCUUUGGAAUCUAAUUCACAAAAAGGGGGCAGCGAUCUACGUUUGCGGGGAUGCCAAGGGGAUGGCGAAAGCAGUUCACGACGAGCUUGUUAAUAUUUUGGUCGAUCAUGGCGGAUACGAAAAGAUGGCAGCCAUCAUGGAACUGAACAAAUGGGCACAAGAGAAGCGGUACCUUCGCGACCUGAGUUUGAGAAGACUGUUCCAUGCUCUAUGCGACUAA